Molecule: messenger RNA, 2310 nt
Organism: Panonychus citri (citrus red mite)
Lineage: Eukaryota; Metazoa; Arthropoda; Arachnida; Trombidiformes; Tetranychidae
Product: potassium channel subfamily K member 13-like
Exons: 3
Coding region: 895-2310 (471 amino acids)
Biological process (GO): potassium ion transmembrane transport; stabilization of membrane potential
Cellular component (GO): membrane
Molecular function (GO): potassium ion leak channel activity
Source: RefSeq, a predicted model, not a curated record
GCCACAUAAUGGAAACAAAAUCCAAUCACUUUGGUUGGUUCAUCGUUGGUGAUGAGAUGAGUCAAACAAUCAACUAAUUGUGUUUAAUUUUGUGUUGUUUUUUAAUUAAUUUUUCGUCGUCUUCGGUAAUUGUUCACAAGAUUCUUCAUCUCCAUGUCUAGAUGGAACUGUGAUAAUAUCUUCUAUUCCAAAUGAUUAUCAAUACAAUUUAAUAUCGGAAAAAAAGAGGAACACCAAAAACAAUGGCCGAUAAUCAACAAUCUUGUGUCCACCAUUUAUCUUGUCUUGGUCAAUUUAAUUUCUCUUCACUUACCAAUCAGUGUUCUCACCUUCAAUAUAUUAGUAAACCAGAUAAGAUAAUCCAAUCACCAUCACCAUCACCAUCAUCAUCAUCAUCAUCAUCAUCAUCAUCGUUAUUAAUUCUGUCAUUGUUAUUAACAAGCAAUGUAAAUAUUGAUAUGAUUUCUUUUUGUGUGUUUUAAUUGUUUCCAAACUGUUUCUCAAUAAUUGAGUAAAUUUAUUGAUUGUUUUACUCUUAUAGUGCCUUAAUUGUGAUACUAGUAAUCCAUUAUAAUCUGUGUUCUAACAAAUUACUAGAGAUAAUCUGAAUUCUAUUCUCUCUCUCUCUCUCUCUCUCUCUCCUGGUUUAAAUUGUAAUUUAUCUCUAUUUAGGUAUAAAUAACUCUUCCAUUUAAGUUAUGUGAUCUUUGUUACCAAGGUAGUUAUUAACUCGAAAGUUAAUUCUGCUGAUUAACUAAGAAUUUUAAGAAAAUUAUUGACCAGAAUCUUUAACGACACAAUAUAUAUUCAAGUGAUUUACUCUCUUAUGUUUAUUAUCUCAUCUUGUUUAACAUCAUCUUAACAUCAGACCUUUUGGCCUGGUGACACAAGGUCAUGGGUCAAGGUCGAAAUGGUUGUUGUACUCGACUUCAUCUACGAGAAGAAAAUGCCAGAUUCUUACUAUUGGCAAUUGUUUUACUUAUCUACAUGGUUCUUGGUGCAACUUUAUUCAAUCUAAUUGAAGGUGAUGAAGAGAUACGAUUAAAGUUACGUUAUAUUGCUCAUUAUGAUGAAUUUGUGACUAAAUAUGCUUCCGUUAUCAACAUAACUGAAUUUAAUGCAAUACUUCAACAUUAUGGUAAUGUGACAACCUCAAUUGGAAUAAUGGACAAACAUGGACAGUGGGAUUUUUCCGGUUCAUUUUAUUUCGUUGGAACUGUUAUAUCAACAAUAGGUUUUGGUAUGUCUUCACCAAAGACACUGAUUGGUAGGAUUUUGUUAAUUAUCUAUGGUUAUUUUGGCUGCUCUGGGGGCAUUUUAUUUUUCAAUCUAUUCUUGGAACGGAUAAUAACCAUGUUGGCCUCAUUGAUGCGUUUCUGGCAUGAACGAGAGCAACGUCGUGCUCUUGCUGCAUCGGGAAUGCGUCGGGAUUCAACCGUCUCUUUGGACGAUGGACUUGAAGAUUGGAAACCCUCCGUUUAUUGGGUCAUGGUUGCGCUUUUAACUGGCACGCUAACGGUUGCAUUGAUCGCGUCAGGAGUUUAUAGUUCACUUGAAGAUUGGACAUUCACCGAGUCGAUAUAUUUUUGUUUCGUAGCCUUUUCAACAAUAGGUUUUGGUGAUUUUGUCCCAAAUCAGAAAUCUGAUUAUCCUAAUCCAUUGGCUUAUCGAGUGGCUAAUUUUUUCUUCAUCGUUUUUGGUUGCUGUUGCAUUUACAGUCUAUUCAAUGUUACGUCAAUUGUGAUUAAACAAUUUUUAAACUGGAUAAUUAAACAAUUAGAUUGUCAGUGUAGAUGUGGCCGGUCAAAGAAACGAUCACCAAUAUUUACACAGGUAACAAGGAUGAGGAGAAAUGCAAUCACACCAAAUCAUUUACGAUCAAUACGAACUGGAGGAGGACCAGGAUCGGGAUCGGGUGGUGUUGGUCCGAGUUCCAAGUCUACAAGUGAACAGGUAUCAUGUUCCAGUUGUACAGUUAGUGGAUCAGGUUUACCAUCGGUAGGAGGUGGUGGUCAAAGGAAAUCAAUUGUUACAGUACGAACAAGUUCAGCUGAUAUUCAAUCUGAUCUUGAUUCUAAUUAUGAUUCUGAUGGUGAGAAAGAUUUUACCAUGAGAGAUUUACUCAAAUCAAAUAAGGUUUCAUUGGCUAUUCUUCAAAAAGAGCUCUAUGAAUCAGCUCAAAGGUCAAGAUAUCGGAGUCCACCGAUCUUAUUACCAUCUCGAAUCCAUGAGGAAUCAGAUGAUUUCAAGAGAGGAGCAGUUGGUCCACUGGCCAUUGUCCGUAAAACUUUGGGUGAUGAUGAAACCUGA